Vespula pensylvanica (western yellowjacket) is the source of this 1584-nucleotide messenger RNA. RefSeq lists its product as uncharacterized. The coding region runs from base 404 to 670 and encodes 88 amino acids. The transcript is spliced from 3 exons. The record is from RefSeq and is a predicted model, not a curated record. NCBI's taxonomy places the organism in Eukaryota, Metazoa, Arthropoda, Insecta, Hymenoptera, Vespidae.
CCUAAUAGUGCACGACGAAUUCUAAAGAUGGUGUGAAACGAAAGGGAGAAGAUACCGAUAUUUAUAAGAGAGUAAAACCGAUCUCUUCUCCCCCUCCUUGCCCAACCACAACGAUAUUUUAUUCUCUACCAACGGAUUUCGCGAGUUUGCGUUCUCGACUUUCCCCACUCGCGGCCAAGUGUUUUCACUUCUUUACGAGUGUACCCGCGCUUAUGUUAGUGCCGAUUCAAACAUCGCGAGGCAAACUCGACGAUCUCGAAAGAGAGAGACAAAAAGAGAGAGAAAAGAGAGAAAUUUAUCCUUUUCUCGAUUUUGAAGUGUGAUUUUGAAAUAGUAAAAUCCAAAAAAAAAAAAAGAAAAUAAAAUAACCAAGGAGACUUUACUUGAAGAAGACAAACGAAAAAUGUGGAUCGUACGGACGAUCUUAACGUUUUGCGUGCUCGUUAUCGCGAUCACGCAAGCGAAACCUACGAUUUACAAGAGAAAUCAGGACAACGUUUUCGAACCAGUAAUGAUACCCGUAUCUUCUACCGUAAUCCCAUUGCCAGUUUAUAAGGUUGAAUAUGGAUUAGGUUUUAUAUCAAAAGAUAAGAAAGCUCAAUCCUUGUUUAAACCAGAUGGCACUGUGAAAUUAAUUACAAUUAAAAAAAGUCAAGAAAAGAAAAUCUAAUUUGGAUCGAUUACAUAAGAAAUAAAUGAUUCGUGAAGAUAAAUAUUUAAUGUAAUUUAGCGAGCUUAUUAUAAUUCUACGCAAAUUGUUGAGAUCGUUUCUAACAUAAGUUUAAAUGCUUUACACCAAAAAUUAAUUUAUCUCCAACACAUUUCUUUUUAAUAACUAAUUUUACUUUGAAUAAUGUUUUAGUAUAUAUUAUAUAUACACACAUGUACAUACUAAUGGAUUAUAUAUGACACAGUAAAAGAAAUUAUGUUUGUUUUAUUCUUAUAUUAACUAAAAUCAAAAUAGAAUCUUUGUUAAUGAUUUUUAGAUUUAUUUAUCGAACAGAGAAUGUACAAAAGCAUGUUUGUCCCUUUUACAUCCUUGUAAAUAUAAUUUCGAAUAUUUUAAAUAUCCAAUCAAUUAAAUUUUGUACACAUACAUAUGUAAGCUUACAGGGAUGUAAAAGAUACAUACUAAUGUGUGUUUCUAUCUAAUUUAGAAACCAUAUAUGACAAGUUGUUAUAUAUAAUAUCUGUUAAUUAUAUUCAAAAUAAUGUCGCAAGAAAAUCAAAAGAAACUGGAUCUGAGAUAUAAAAUAAUUUGUAUCGUGAAAAUCGUAUUUAUCAUAAUCCAUAAAUAUUUAUGUGAUACGAACAAGAUACUGUAUUUAAAAAUAAGAAAUUCUUAAUUAAUAUAAACGAUAGAUAAAUUUAACUAAAAUACAUACUGUUACGAAAUUUCCAUAGGUUCUUCGGCUGAAAAAUGAAAAAAGAUACAUACUGUUACGAAAUUUCCAUAGGUUCUUCGGCUGAAAAAUGAAAAAAAGAUAAGAAAAAUAUAGAUUAUUUCUAUUUUUGUAUAUUCAUAUUUAUAAAAAUAUAAUUGUUUUUGUUUUUCAAUAAAUAAACUUUUAAUAUUUAAGAGUA